Saccostrea cuccullata (small rock oyster) is the source of this 1615-nucleotide messenger RNA. RefSeq lists its product as uncharacterized. The record is from RefSeq and is a predicted model, not a curated record. The transcript is spliced from 3 exons. NCBI's taxonomy places the organism in Eukaryota, Metazoa, Mollusca, Bivalvia, Ostreida, Ostreidae. The coding region runs from base 70 to 1317 and encodes 415 amino acids.
UAAUAAAGGAUUAAAAAUAGGACAGAAGUUUGGAUUGGUGCUCCUGACCUAGUUUUAGAAGGAUACUUCAUGAAUAUUCGAAAUGAGACUCAGUGUUUUGGACUAGAAGACUGGAAAACACUAACUGACAAUUCCAACGCUUCUGACUGCGUAGCGUUCAGUGGCAAAACAUCACAAUUUGUUAUAUUGCCGUGCAACACCCAACUCCCUGUUUUAUGUUCUUCCAGUUUUGAAGCUACAACAUUAGCAUCGGUAUCAAGAUUAACAACCGAUCCCGUACCAUCAACAUCGGUAUCAGCAUCAAUUCUAACUACAUCGUCAACAGCCAGUAGUUCAACAUCGGUAUCAACAUCAACUCCAACUACAUCGUCAACAACCGGUAGUUCAACAUCGGUGUCAACAUCAUCUCCAACUACAUCGUCAACCACCGGUAGUUCAACAUCGGUAUCAACAUCAACUCCAAGUACAUCGCCAACCACCGGUAGUUCAACAUCGGUAUCAACUCCAACUACAUCGUCAACAACCGGCAGUUCAACAUCAGUAUCAACAUCAACUCCAAGUACAUCGCCAACCACCGGUAGUUCAACAUCGGUAUCAACAUCAACUCCAACUACAUCAACUGGUAGUUCAACAUCGGUAUCCUCAUCAACUCAAACUAAAUCGUCAAAAGCCGUCAGUUCAACAUUGGCGCCAAAAUCAUCAACCACUGAUUCUGUACCAUCAACUACAACUUCACCUUUAAAAACCGUCAGCUCCACAUUGGCCGCAUCUUCCUUGUCAACAUCUACACCGAAAUCAUCAAGCACAGUUAAAUCGUCAACAGACACAUUCCAAUCCGUAUAUGUAUCAUCAUCCUUGUCAACAACGCAAACAACUUAUCUUAUGAAAUCAACUACAGCUUCCUCUGUGAACCAAGGUUGUAUGUGUCCAUGCGAGCGAAUGAAAAAUCAGGUCUUCAUUACGGACAAGAAAGUGCUCAAAGCUAAAAUCGAAAAAAUGAAAAAGGAGUUGAAAGUUAAUAAAGCAGAUUUGAAUAAAAAGCUUCGCAAACGAUUAUCUGUCUUUGAUAAACGUGCCUCUGCCAUUGCCUUUGGGACAAUAUUUGGACCAUUACUCAUUGCAUUUUUCAUUGGAAUCAUCGUCUUUAGCGAUAUACCAAUCAUGAUGCGCCAUCUAAAAUACGGUUUAUGCAGAAGACUUGGAAAGAAGAAAAGGAAAAGACGAAUUGGCUCUGAUGAUGUCCGGGGAUGUGUCACGGAUGUCCAAAAGGACAAAGAUGAAAUUCAGGAAGAUGAGAUAAUCGAUAACCCAGCUUAAAACUUAUAUUUGUAUUUCCAUUUAUCAGCUGAAUCGAUAUAUCUCGAAUAUCGAUAGUGUGGAAAAUCACUUAAAUAACUUAAAUUGAUUAAAAAGAUGUACAUGAGAAACAAUGAUGCCCUCGAAGAGCUGCUUGUGGCGAGGGUUGAAAUCUCUGAAAUGCAAGUUAAACUCCAAGGUCUAAAUUGUUGGUACCAGUGGAAGGUCUUCUAACAAGUAAAACCCCCUAACUAGUGUCGCCAGUGCGUGCUCAGUGUUCUGUACAGUUUAACAAAAUAUAUACAUGUACACUUGUGAA